GCCAGGCUGAUAGCACCUGUCAGUAGGGAUGAAGUGUAUAGUGCGUUGAAGCAGAUGGGGCCGAGGAACGCCCCCGGGAAAGAUGGUUUGUCGGCCUAUUUUUUCAGAAAUAUUAGGGAAUUGUGGGCGAUGAGGUGACAGCAGCAGUAAUCAGGAUAGUUGAGACAUGGAUUAUGCCUAAGGUGAAGCAACCGAAAUCACCAAAAGAAUUCAGGCCUAUAAGUUUUUGCAAUGUCUUGUACAAGCUAGUUGCGAAAGUGUUGGCAAAGAGGCUAAAACCGAUAUUGGAUAAAAUCAUAUCUCCGGAGCAAAGCGCCUUUGUCCCGGGUUGUUUUAUAGAGGAUAACAUCAUCACUGCUUUUGAAUGUUUUCACUCGAUGAAGAAGAAGACAAAAGGAAGAGCGGGGUUUUUUGAAGCCAAAGUUGACAUGGCAAAAGCAUAUGAUCGAGUAGAGUGGCAUUUCCUGGAGGGAGUAAUGUGGAGAAUGGAUUUUGACGAAUAGUGGAUACGCAUAGUCAUGAUGUGCGUUACUAGUGUAUCAUUCUCAGUGCUGGUAAACGGGCAUCAAUCCCCUAGUUUUACACCGGAGAGAGGGAUUCGACAAGGAGAUCCGUUGUCCCCUUAUCUAUUUCUGCUCUGUGCGGAAGGAUUAUCAGCUUAUACUAGAAAAGCAGUAGAAGAGAAAAGGAUUCAUGGACUCCAAGUGGCACAACGAGCCCCAGUGGUGUCACACUUGUUUUUUGCUGACGAUAGCAUUUUCUUUUGCAGGGCUACUAUUGAUGAAUGCAAAGAGUUAAAAAAGAUUUUUCAGGACUAUGAAGCGGAGUCAUGACAACUUGUGAGUUUUUCCAAAUCCGAAGUGUCGUUUAGUGGAAAUGUGAAGACUCACCGAAGAUUGGAGGUGGGUGGUGUUAUGGGGAUGAAGGUGGUGGAGAAACACGAUAAGUACUUAGGCCUUGCGACGGAAGCAAGACGCUCAAAAAAAGAUAUGUUUAUUGGUGGACGAGAAAGAGUCAAAAGCAAACUAAAGGGCUGGAAAGAACGUACUAUUUCGGUUGCAGCUAGGGAAGUCAUGAUCAAAGCAGUAGCGCAAGCACAGUUGACCUAUGCAAUGUCAGUUUUUCGGCUCCCAGAAGGUGUCAUCAAUGAGGUACAUAGCCUCACGAUAGAGCAAUAAUUACACAUGUUUGCACCCUUAGUUCUUAUCAGUUUGCGGCUCGUAGUCGUGUAUUUUUUGCUCGUUUUACGCUGGGUUGUGCUACUUUGUCAUAUUUCAGGUCCCAGACGUCGAAGGAAAGGCUAAGCACGAGAUUCGGGGCGUUUGGAGGUCAUUCGGUCGAGCUGGGGGCAAAACACGGGCAGGUGGCCCGAGGAACACGGCCGUGUACACAAACAGGCACGCCAGUGUUUUUAUGUGCGAGAGCUGAACUGAUGGAAAAGCAAAACACGGGUUGGCCUAAAGAAAAACACGGUCGUGUCCAUAUUUAGGCACGAUUGUGUCUUGGCCGACGCGGGCGUGUUUUUAACACGUGGCAAGGGCACGGAUGGGCAAAAGCAAAACACGGCCGUGCCCUCGACCGUGUUUUGCCCAGAAUCGGGUUUCUGAGGCAGAUUCAAGCCAAAGGAAAGCGGGAGCUGGGUUUUGGAUCCGAAACACCCAAGGGACGAACCAAAGGGAGAAAGGGCAAUUUGAGGGCAUUCUAAGAGUGGAAUUGGAGGAUUUCUUCGCCUUGGAAGCUUGAGGAACAAGCCCGGACUUGAAGACUGAUCAUCUAAAGAUUCUUACUGCAGUCUCUCUCUUCUCUAUGGAGUAACUUCCUUUCACUUAGGUUUUGAGGAACCCUAGCCAUGUUUGUUUGAUUGGAUGAUUGUAUGAGUACUCCUACUUGAUAAUCUUGAGUUCAUAUUCAAUCUAUGCAUGUUUUCAUGAUUCAAUUCUGCUUUAGUUGAGAUUAUUGAUUCUGCUUUGAUCCUAUGAGAGCGAAUACCUGAUUAGGUCAAUAGAGCACCAUAGAUUGAUAGUAUUGGAUCGAUUGCUUUAGUCUAGGGUAGAUUCACUGCUUUGUAUCGAUUGAGAACCUCUUUCGAUAGAGGGAGUCUAGUUCAGAACGCCUUGUUCGGUUGUUCUAGAGAAGGAUACGUCCCUCUAGGCAAUUGACUCAAGAGGGCCUUGUUCCUUUAGUCGAGACUCAAGGUCUAGUCAAGGAUUCUCCGCAUUGUGAAUGAAAGUGAAACAGGUUAGAGAUCAUCAAUCAUUAAUCUGGCUAGUGGAUAGGGGGAAUCAUACCUAAGUGAGUUCCCAACCUGUAAUUAGAUUAACUUUAACUAUAGUUUGCUAGAGUAGUUUUAGUUCUUUUGUCUUAAUCUGGUUUGCUAGAUAAUGAACUGAAGAUGAGUAAUAGUAACUCUAGAGACCCGUGGAUUCAAUAUUUAUUACUUGAGCCACUAUAAUGCAGUCCCUUUCAUUGGUUACACUUGGCUUUUGUUAGGAGUUUUGUCAUAGCGAGUCAAGUUUUUGGCGCCGUUGCGGGGACUUUCUAGAUUAUUAGGAAAGGCAGAAGUUUGUUACUUUAGCGUUUUUCUUUUCUUUUCCACCCUUGCUUUUCACUUGGGUGUUUUUGUUUUUGUUGGUGCAGAUCUGAAUCAUGGAUCCUCAUGGCUUCUCCAAUCAUUGGGGGUAUCCACUACCGUCCGAGUGGUAUUACCCCGAGACUCCCUGGAGCAAUCAAGGAGGAUAAGACUAUGGAUUCGGGUUCCAGUACCAACCCCCUUACUACGGAGAAAAAUCAGACCCUUGGGCAUAUCAAGAACAACCUCAUUACCAAGAAGACUUUCUCCCACAACCAGAAGGGCCAUCGACGCUCGGAUUACCCAUGGCGGCCUUCACGAGCCAUUCUGCAGAGCCAUGCUACACUCCACAACCAGAUCCAAACUAUGAAUUAAGGCUUCUCAUGGAGCAGUUUGCUCGAGACAGUGUGAGAUCAUGGUCCAGGAUGGAUCUUUGUACCCAGACCUAUCGUGAAACAGAGGAGAUCCUCCUGAUCAUUAAGAAGAGCAUCGAUGAUCUUGAGCGAUCUUAUGCACAACCUGCUCCAGAUCGCCCUUCUACUACCAUACUAGAAGAGGUGGAGGAAGAAGAAGGCCAUAAGGACAUUGUGGAGCACACUAAAGUUGUCACGGAGAGCUCCUGUGAUGAUCAUGAUCAGGAAUGUCCUGUCGUAGCCGACCACACCUUCCCACAUCCCAAACUGAGCUUUGAAGAGGCGGACAUGAGUGAGGAGAUGCAAGAAGAUCUCAUGAAGGAAAUUGCUUGGCAACUUGCUCUCAAAUCCGUGCUAGAAGAAGAAGAGCGAGAAAGGGUGCAGAAAGAAGUUGUGGAGGAUGACGAAAGUGAAGUAGAAGGAGUUCUUGAUCAUUUACCAGGGGUGAUACCACAUGAAGAAGGAAGGGAGGUUGCAGAAGCAAUUGGCGUCCAGGCCGGGGACGAAGUUGAGGUGGAAGAGGCUUGCACCGGCCAUGAGUUACAUGUGAUAUCUCCACCAAACUUCGAGGAACUGCUUAGCAAGGACCCAUUUGCAUUGUCUCUUUGCCAGACCACGGCCACGUCAACAUCGGUUCCUCUUGGUGGACGCAAUGGUGGUCAAUCAUUGUCGUCAUAUCUGGUUUGGGGCAAUGAGACGAGAGAAGAGAAGAAGAGGUCUCGAGGGUGGAGACGUUAUCUGCAUCAAGUGCAUGAGCUUCCAUCACCUAUCAUACCACAUGCUUGUGACUUGAGACUCCACCUCAUCGACGAGAACCUCAACUUCAAGGAGGUUUUGGGGUGGAACGAACCUUAGGAGCCAUCGUCCUGCUCACGACGUAAAAGAAGCGCUUGUUGGGAGGCAACCCAACCAUUCGGUUUGCAUUUAUUUCUCUUUUUCUCCUUGGUUGAGUCAGUUUUGUUAUUUGAUUUUAGAGUCAAUAACUCAACCUUUGAGAGAUUUUGUGUGGUGUUUGUGUUCCGACUACUCUCUCCUCCUGGAAUGCACUGCCUGCCUCGUCCAACAUCAUUCACCCUUGAUCUGGUAACUUCGUUCUACCCUCCUUAUCUUUCCUCCAUUGAGGACAAUGUCGUGCUUAAGUGUGGGGGGAUGUUCGAUUAUGUAUGCGGGUGAAUGUUUGGCUGUUUGUGUGCUUGGAGCCUAAUCCACUGUCCAAAUUUUUAAAUUUGAGGGCUCCAAGUACGUGUUUCCUUGCAAAUUACCUGCUCAGUAUGUUUUGAAUUGACAGUCUCUAUAGUAAUGUGAAACCUAGGGAGGUAGUGUAGCACUAUGGAGGAUGUUGAAGAAUAAGAUUUUUCCUAUCUAGCUCUCUGUUGUGCCAGUUGAUUUUGUGAAUUAGUGGAGCUAAGACCGUUGAAUUCAUGUGGUAAUGGUGACUCUGUUUGGAUUGUGUUAUGGACUCGUGUAUCGAACAGGGUGCUCAUGUGGAAAAUGAAAAGCAGUUGGUCCUCCAUGUCGAAAUCAUCGAAAUCUUAAACAUGGGGUAAGCCCAACAUGUGUGGCACCGUUCAUUGCACAAAAUCGAGUUUUGGAGGCGAUUUUAGUGAUCCUUAGUGGGGUACCCCCACAAGGUGAAGCUAGGCUAUCUCUAGUACAAGUAAAACUUCCACCCGUUGAACGGUUUGCCUACUUGAGGAUGUGCUUUUAAGGGAACGGAUAGAACUUCUGACCCCCUUAAUUUCAUUGACCCUCCACACGAGUUGAGGAAAAGGAGUUAAAAGAAGUACUCUGGCGAGCGCCAGAUGUGCAGAAAUUGCUCUUGCUCGACUAAUAAGGGUCGGCCGGGCAAAAGACUGCAGUUGGAACCCCCACAAAGUGAAUGAAAAGAAAAGAAAAAAAACUUAAAUGAAAGUGAGAAAGGGGUUCCAACGGUGAAAUGAAGUGAAAGAGCACCCCGGUACAACGAGUCCUUGGUUGUGAAUGGUGUUAGUCCCUUUAUCCAUGAAAUGACUGUCUUACUUCUACUUCUUCUCAUGAUCCUGGCUUGAGUCUAGUACUCGCAUUGAGAGAGAUAGGGGACGUCUUAGAAGACCAGUUGACCUCGUAAGCUGCUUUAUGAUCUAGAAAAUCCUCUACCGGCGAUCGGGGUUGUUUGUUGCUAUAGAGGUCUGGAGAGUUGCAUUGGUUUGAGUUAGGUUUGCUUGGGGACAAGCAAACGGUUAAGUGUGGGGGAGUUUGAUAGAGCAAUAAUUACACAUGUUUGCACCCUUAGUUCUUAUCCCUUUGCGGCUAGUAGUCGUGUAUUUUUGGCCCGUUUUACGCUGGGUUGUGCUACUUUGUCAUAUUUCAGGCCCCAGACGUCGAAGGAAAGGCUAAGCACGAGAUUCGGGGCGUUUGGAGGUCAUUCGGUCGAGCUGGGGGCAAAACACAGGCAGGAGGCCUGAAGAACACGGCCGUGUACACAAACAGGCAUGCCAGUUUUUAUGUGCGAGAGUUGAACUGAUGGAAAAGCAAAACACGGAUUGGCCUAAAGAAAAACACGGUCGUGUCCAUAUUUAGGCACGACUGUGUUUUGGCCGACGCGGGCGUGUUUUUAACAUGUGGCAAGGGCACUGAUGGGCAAAAGUAAAACACGGUCGUGCCU
Molecule: messenger RNA, 5626 nt
Organism: Linum trigynum
Lineage: Eukaryota; Viridiplantae; Streptophyta; Magnoliopsida; Malpighiales; Linaceae
Source: the annotation of a GenBank genome assembly